AAUAAAAAUAAAAAUAAAAAAUAAAGAAAAAAGAAAAAGAAGAAACAAAGAGAGGAACAACAACAACAACAACAACAAACACUCUUAGCAGAGAUCGAGCUUAUACACGAAGAAGCAGAGACCAAAAUUUUCAAUACAAAAAAUUUAGCAGAAAAAAAAAAAUCAAAAUUGAAAAAAAAUAAAUAGAGAGAGAAAAAGAGAUUAACGAAGAAGAAGCUUCGAAGAUUCGAAAUCAGCAAGUGAAGUUCGAGAUUUCAAUUCAAUUUUCUGAACUUCGUUAAGUGAUCUCGUGAUUGUUUAAAGUUUGGAGCUUUUGGGAAUUCGCGAAGCAAUGAGGUUUUUCGGAUUGGUGCAAGUGAUGUGAUUUUCGCUUCAAGAAUGGUUUUUGGGACCCUUUGGUUUGAUUGUUCAAACUUAGGGUUUUGAUUUGGUAUGAAAUUCGUUGAAUUGGGUUUUGAUUUUGGGAUUUUGGUGUUCUGGGUUAGUGUGAUUUUUUAGCGGUUUGAUUUCUAGGGUUUUGAAAUUGGGGGAAAUUGAGAUUUUGUGUUGCAUUGUGUGUUGUUUUUUGAGUGUUUGAAAUUUGGGUAUGAGGGUUGUUUUAUUGAGGUUCAAAAUUGAAGCUUUAGGUUGGGUUACUGUUAUUAGAAUGGUUUGUGUCUGUUCUGGUAGUUUGUAUAUGCCGUGUUUAUGGCGGUUGAUUUGUGUUCAAUGAUGUUUGAGAGGUUAAGUUUUGGGAUUUUUGGAAAUAGAAAUAAAUAAGUUGAAUUGGAAUAAAUUAAGGUUACUGGUGAGUGGGUUGUUUUCUGAUUUUGUUGGAAUUUGUAUGAGAAAUGCAACCCCAACAGAGUUCGAGAAUUGAUUUGGGUGAGUUGAAAAUACAGAUUGUAAAGAAGAUUGGACCGGAUAAGUCGAAGCGGUACUUUUAUUACCUUAACAGGUUUUUGAGUCAGAAGUUGAGCAAGAAUGAGUUUGAUAAGUUAUGUUUUCGGCUAGUCGGGAGGGAGAACCUUCCGUUGCACAAUCAUUUUAUAAAGUCGAUUUUGAAGAAUGCCUGCCAAGCCAAGACCCCGCCAUCAGUUCAUCCGUCCGGUUCUUCAAAAUCAGGAGCACAUGUUACUAAUUUGUCUCCUGGUAGAGAAGAUGGACACGAACAAAGUGCUGCUAGCUUUCAAAAUCAUAAUGCUUCCAUUUGGUCAAAUGGGGUUUUGCCGGUGUCACCGCGUAAGUUACGGUCGGUAGUGCGGGAGCGGAAGCUUAAAGACAGACCGAGUCCACUUGGACCAAAUGGGAAAGUUGAUUCUGUUGGUCAUCAAUACACAGCGACAGAAGACAGUGGUAGUAAGGUUGACUUGGAGAAUGGAACUCUUACUCCAUGCGAUUAUCAGCGACCAACACAGCAUCUUCAAGCAGUUUCUGAGCUACCCGAGAAUGUUAUACAGGGGCUUGCCGAAAAAACAAGAAUGCGUGGCAAAGGGCCGACUGAAAUAUCAACCGUGGAAGAUGGUGAGGAGUUGGAGCAAUUAAACCGCCUCAAUUUUGCAAAAAAUCCGCUCGUAGCACCACUCGGGAUUCCUUACUGCUCUGCAAGUGUGGGUGGGGCCCACAAAUCAUUGCCUGUGAAUAGCACUGGUGAUUAUGUUAGUUGUAGUGACAGUGGUAGAUUAUCUGAUACAGAUACGUUGACAAGGCGCAUGGAGCAGAUUGCAAUGGUACAGGGUCUUGGAGGUGUUUCCACGGAAUGUGCAAGUAUGUUGAAUAGCGUGUUAGAUGUGUACUUGAAACGGUUGAUCAAGUCGUGUGUUGAUUUAGUAGGGUCUCGGUCAGCAAAUGAGCCGACAAAGCUGCCAAACUCAAAGAAGCAGAUUCAAGGGAAGCUCAUAAAUGGCAUGUUGCAACAUAAUCAUUUACAUUCGCAGAAUUCUGGCAGGUUGACAGAAUCUGAGCCAGAACACAGAACCCAAUUCUCGGUAUCUUUGCAUGAUUUUAAAGUUGCGAUGGAGCUAAAUCCACAGCAACUUGGAGAAGAUUGGCCGCUACAAUUGGAGAAAAUCUCUAUGAAAUCUUUUCAGGAAUAACACAUCAAUAAGAUUAUUUUUCUUUUUUCAUAAGCAAAGAUUGGAUCUGUUUCUUCUGGUUCUGAUGGCUCACCAGUACUUUGGUGAUUAUCGGUUUACUUGACUUUUGAUCUUAUUAUCAGGAUGAACCAGAUGACUCAAAAAUGGAGAAAUUUCUCUCCAUUCCAUGAUCAAAUACUGGUUUUGAGCUUCCAAAUGUUUAUAUCCGUUAUAUGCAGAACUCGGAUGGAUCAGAUAUAUAUUUAACUGCAACCAAGGGUAUUAUCAAAUGUAGCCCAGAAAUUGGUUGCACUGUUGUAUGUUUAGCAUUGGUAUUGGCUGUACUGUUGCUAUGGCAAGAAAUUUCAAGGCUUUUGUUUGCAUUACAGCCAAUGAGGAGACUUAGAAAAAGUUUUGCAGGGAUACUAUUGUGUAGCUGGGAUCAAGGGACUGUGACAUGUAUAAGAAGAGCUGAAAGGUUGCUCUGUAUGUAUUUUUAGAAUAUGAUGAUUAAUUGAAAUUUGAUAUUAAUAACACGUCAAGAUCUAUUGAAAUUACCUUGAUGAUAUUGAUAUCAGUUUUAUAUAGUUGAACUUCAUGGCCCCAAGUUAGGACAAUUUCUGAACUAGUUUUUUGUUUUUUACUUUAUUCAUAAUGUAGAUCUGUAAGUUACAUGUCUCUUUUAGUUCAAAUAACUUUGGUGACAAUAAAUGAAUUUCUGAUCAUAUGUUGUACCAUUAAAUUUUGCCAUCAAUUUAAUAUACAAUAUGUAGUCUUUUCUGGUAAA
Messenger RNA from Trifolium pratense (red clover), 2841 nucleotides. RefSeq lists its product as uncharacterized. Gene Ontology annotation, molecular function: transcription coactivator activity. Gene Ontology annotation, cellular component: SAGA complex. The record is from RefSeq and is a predicted model, not a curated record. The coding region runs from base 831 to 2075 and encodes 414 amino acids. Gene Ontology annotation, biological process: regulation of transcription by RNA polymerase II. The transcript has 2 exons. NCBI's taxonomy places the organism in Eukaryota, Viridiplantae, Streptophyta, Magnoliopsida, Fabales, Fabaceae.